AUGUCUCGUGAAGGCUACCAAGUCCCCACCGGCUCCGCCGUCAGCCCCUUCGACUUCGGCACCAGCCAGCAGCGACAGGCCAGCUUCUCAGCCGGUGGUGCCGCCAACCCUUCUGACAACGAGCCCCUCAUCCGGUAUCUGUGCGGCGACUGCGGUACGCCCAACCAACUGAAGAAGUCACAGCCGGUGCAGUGCCUCGACUGUGGCUGUCGUGUGCUCUACAAGGAGCGGACAAAGAGGUGA
This is a messenger RNA of Cryphonectria parasitica EP155, 243 nucleotides long. Its product is annotated as metallothionein-I gene transcription activator. NCBI's taxonomy places the organism in Eukaryota, Fungi, Ascomycota, Sordariomycetes, Diaporthales, Cryphonectriaceae. Gene Ontology annotation, cellular component: RNA polymerase II, core complex; RNA polymerase III complex; RNA polymerase I complex. Bases 1 to 243 code for a protein of 80 amino acids. Gene Ontology annotation, molecular function: DNA-directed RNA polymerase activity; DNA binding; zinc ion binding. The transcript has a single exon. The record is from RefSeq and is a predicted model, not a curated record. Gene Ontology annotation, biological process: DNA-templated transcription.